UAAGUGUGAAAAGGAAGGGAAAAUGGGAGAGUGAUGAAUAUAUAUAAUCUACUUGUUGGGUCAACUUCUUUACAAAUCCCCAGUUUUAUUUCUUCAUAGCAUUUAUAAAGGCCGGCCAUCGGGAGAAGUUGGACCAACUGAUUUGUUUGUUUGUUUGCUUUCUUUUCUUUUUUCUUUUUUCUUUUUUCUUUUAUGUUCUAUAUAUAGACUUCCUCACACACACUAAACUUUGUAGGAUUUGUCUUACAGAGAGAGAGAGAUAACUUUGGGACAAUUUAGAAAAGAAAAGAAAAAGCAAGUGGAAGAUAAACCCAUUUCUCCCUUUUGUUUGUUUUUCUUUUUAAAAUUUCUCUAUCAAGUGAGAUCACUUCAAAACAAGAAGAUUACAAGAUUCAGAGUUUCAGUUCUCUGUCGUUUUGUUCUUUCUGAAUUUCUCUGUUUUUUCAAUAUAAGGAGAAAAACACACAAAACAGAGUACUGAAGAGCUGUGUGUCGCUUGAGAAAUUUGGGAUUUAGCAAUGGUUGCUCCAUUAGCAUCUUGGCCAUGGGAGAAUUUGGGGAUGUUCAAGUAUUUGCUAUAUGGGCCGCUGCUUGCAAAUGGUUUAUAUACGUUAUAUGAAGAAGGGAAUAUCAUACACAAUUGGUGUCUCCAUAUUCUUUUGAUCUCUUUACUAAGAGUAGGAAUUCAUGUCGUUUGGAGUUCUUAUAGCAACAUGCUUUUCUUAACAAGAAACCGACGGAUUCUUCAACAAGGAGUUGAUUUCAAACAAAUUGAUAUGGAAUGGGAAUGGGAUAAUUUCUUGUUACUUCAAGCUUUAAUGACUUCCAUGAUGGUUUAUUUGUUCCCUUCACUUGGAAAUCUUCCUCUUUGGAACCCAAAGGGGUUAAUUGCUGUUCUGAUUCUCCAUAUUGUAAUUGCAGAGCCAUUAUUUUACUUCUUCCAUAGAUUAUUUCACUCCAACCAUUAUCUUUUUACUCAUUACCAUUCUCUUCAUCAUUCUUCCUCUGUCCCACAGUCUUUUACAGCUGGAAAUGGGACAGUUCUAGAACAUCUUGCGUGGAGUAUUGUAAUUGGAGCACCAAUUGUUGGAACAAGUCUUCUUGGAUAUGGAUCGACUGCUACGUUUGCUUGUUACGUUUUGGUAUUCGAUUUUCUCAGAUGUUUAGGGCUUUCCAACGUUGAAAUUGUCUCACAUCGGUUGUUUGAUGCAAUCCCAGUUCUUCGAUAUCUUCUCUACACCCCAACGUACCAUACACUUCACCACACAGAGAAAGAGACUAAUUUCUGCCUCUUCAUGCCUCUCUUUGAUGCAAUUGGAAACACACUUCAUAAAUGUUCAUGGAAAUUACAUAAGCAGAAUAGCUUAAAUGCAGGCAAAAAUGGGAGAGUUCCUGAUUUCGUAUUUCUAGCCCAUGUGGUAGAUGUGACUUCAUCAAUGCAUGCACCAUUUGUAUCAAGAUUCUUUGCUUCACGUCCCUUUGUUACAAAAUUAUCCUUGUUCCCAUCUUGGCCCGCUGCCUUCAUUGUAAUGCUCAUCAUGUGGGGUCGCUCUAAAAUCUUCCUUUAUUCUUACUACAAUCUUAGAAAUUGGCUUCAUCAAACAUGGGUCGUUCCAAGGUUCGGAUUUCAGUAUUUCUUGCCAUUUGCAAGAGAAGGGAUUAAUAAGCAUAUAGAGGAUGCAAUUUUGAGAGCUGACAAGCUGGGGGUUAAAGUCAUAAGUCUUGCUGCACUAAAUAAGAACGAAGCAUUGAAUGGUGGGGGAACACUUUUUGUAGAGAAGCAUCCAAAUCUUAGGGUAAGAGUUGUGCAUGGGAAUACACUAACAGCUGCUGUGAUUCUCAAUGAAAUUCCAAAGGAUGUUAAAGAAGUUUUUCUAACUGGGGCAACUUCCAAGCUUGGAAGAGCCAUUGCUCUCUACCUUUGUCGAAGGAAAGUUCGAGUCCUUAUGCUUACACUUUCCACGGAAAGAUUUGAGAAAAUACAAAAGGAAGCACCUGUAGAUUGUCAAAACUACUUGGUUCAAGUUACUAAGUACCAAGCUGCUCGCAAUUGCAAGACUUGGAUUGUUGGGAAGUGGAUCACUCCAAGAGAGCAGAGUUGGGCCCCAAGUGGAACUCAUUUCCAUCAAUUUGUAGUCCCUCCCAUCUUAGCUUUCAGAAGAGAUUGCACCUACGGCGACCUCGCUGCCAUGCGACUGCCCGAGGACGUUCAAGGCCUUGGCAAUUGCGAGUAUACGAUGAGCCGAGGAGUGGUGCAUGCAUGUCAUGCAGGUGGAGUGGUGCACCAUUUGGAAGGGUGGACUCACCACGAAGUUGGGGCUUUAGAUGUGGAUAGAAUUGACCUUGUUUGGGAGGCAGCACUAAAACAUGGCCUAAAACCAGUCUCCACCAAAUGAAAAUAUAAAAUCAAAUAAAUCUUACCCCCCCUUUUCUUUUAAUCCUUUCAUUGCAUUAAAUCAAAAAACAAAAAAAGUAAUUACAAAUAUGAUUUGGUAUAUGUGAACUAGAACCAAUGAAUAUUGAAGCAUUAAAUUUCAAUAUUGCAAAGCCCUUUUUUGUUCUUUGCAUCCAUGUUACUACUUACUAUAUAUGUGUGUGUUUUGUCAACAAAGUUAAAGAAUUAAAGAAGUAGCUGAUUAUUCUCAAUA
Cucumis sativus (cucumber) is the source of this 2648-nucleotide messenger RNA. RefSeq names its product very-long-chain aldehyde decarbonylase CER3. The transcript has 11 exons. The coding region runs from base 519 to 2396 and encodes 625 amino acids. Gene Ontology annotation, biological process: lipid biosynthetic process. Gene Ontology annotation, molecular function: iron ion binding; oxidoreductase activity. The record is from RefSeq and is a predicted model, not a curated record. NCBI's taxonomy places the organism in Eukaryota, Viridiplantae, Streptophyta, Magnoliopsida, Cucurbitales, Cucurbitaceae.